This is a messenger RNA of Punctularia strigosozonata HHB-11173 SS5, 726 nucleotides long. RefSeq lists its product as uncharacterized. The coding region runs from base 1 to 726 and encodes 241 amino acids. The transcript has 2 exons. The record is from RefSeq and is a predicted model, not a curated record. Lineage: Eukaryota; Fungi; Basidiomycota; Agaricomycetes; Corticiales; Punctulariaceae.
AUGUCAACAAAGAAGAGGCCGGGCGUGUCGACCGCUACCUCAGAAGCUGCUAGGCGGCAGCUAAUGCAGCCGGUGCUUUGCUGGGAGAGACGAUGGGUGAAAGCAGACCAGGCAGCCCCAGGGUCCAAUAUGAAGGUGUACAAGUGGGUACGGACGGAGAAAACGCAGCAAUUCAGCGAUGACGAAGGAGACGUGGACGAACCCUUAGCGCCUCUUCCGGACGAGCCAGAAACAGUGGAGGUCGACGAAGAACUCGAGGAAGUUGAAGGCACCGCUCCGCCUCCAUCUGCGCUUGCUACGGACACAGCGGCGCCAACGCCCAUCACGAAAUCUGCCGAGCCCUCUAAACCACCGUCACCGACGCCUAGACCUUCUGAGAUGGACAUCGAGAUAGCGACGCCCGCCGAGCAACUCGAUGUGUCUUUGGACCCUGAAGUCCUGGAACAAUCUCUGAAUCCGCCCGAUGCUUUGGAUGAAGCGCUCGCCCCACCCGGGGACGAAUAUGGCGCAACGAGCACGCUCGACGAUAGUCUGAGCAGCGUCGUGGAGGGUUUGAACCCGGAUGAUCUCAGCAACGUGGACCUUUCGGCUCUUCCACCGGACGGCAUGGCCUUCGAAGGCGCCCAUGAUCUGACGCGCAUAGAGCAAAUCGAGCCGACGGACGCCAUCCUCGGGGGGUCGAUGAUGGAUCAGUCUGGCGACCCCUUCGCUGAGCCGCGUGCGUGA